Messenger RNA from Parastagonospora nodorum SN15, 150 nucleotides. RefSeq lists its product as hypothetical. Lineage: Eukaryota; Fungi; Ascomycota; Dothideomycetes; Pleosporales; Phaeosphaeriaceae. Bases 1 to 150 code for a protein of 49 amino acids. The transcript has 2 exons. The record is from RefSeq and is a predicted model, not a curated record.
AUGGAGAUGCUACCACUCGAAAUAUUUGACCCGAUAAUCGCCUACGUCAAAGAGAGCGAAUACCGAAAAUCCGAGCGCUUCCUGGGACUCCUCUUUCCCUGCUUCGAAGUGUUUGAAGAGGAUGAAGAGCCAAUGGAAGCUGAGCACUGA